GGAGGUUGAGGGGGAGUGUGAGGUGUCGGUCCCCGAGCGGGCGCCAUGCAGUCCCUGAACAUCACCCCGGAGCAGUUCGCGCAGCUCCUGCGGGACAACAACGUGACGCGGGAGCAGUUCAUUGCUCUCUACGGGCUGCAGCCUCUGGUGUACAUCCCGGAGCUGCCGGGGCGCACCAAGGUGGCCUUCGUCCUCAUCUGCGUUCUCAUCUUCGUCCUGGCGCUCUUCGGCAACUGCCUGGUGCUCUACGUAGUGACCCGCAGCAAAGCCAUGAGGACCGUCACCAACAUCUUCAUCUGUUCCCUGGCGCUCAGCGACCUCCUCAUCGCCUUCUUCUGCGUGCCCUUUACCAUGCUGCAGAACAUCUCCUCCAACUGGCUCGGCGGUGCCUUCGCUUGCAAGAUGGUGCCGUUUGUUCAGUCCACUGCUAUUGUAACUGAGAUUCUUACAAUGACCUGCAUUGCUGUGGAAAGACACCAGGGAAUUGUGCAUCCCCUAAAAAUGAAGUGGCAGUACACCAAUAAAAGAGCUUUCACAAUGCUUGGUGUAGUGUGGUUGCUGGCUCUUAUCGUUGGGUCGCCCAUGUGGUACGUGCAACGGCUUGAGGUUAAAUAUGACUUUCUAUAUGAAAAAGUGCAUGUUUGUUGCUUGGAAGAAUGGGCCAGUCCCAUUUAUCAGAAGAUCUAUACAACCUUCAUUCUUGUUAUACUCUUCCUUCUUCCACUGAUGCUGAUGCUUUUAUUGUACACUAAAAUUGGCUAUGAACUCUGGAUUAAGAAACGAGUGGGAGACGCUUCAGUUCUUCAAACCAUUCAUGGGAGCGAAAUGUCUAAAAUAUCAAGGAAGAAGAAGCGAGCAAUUGUUAUGAUGGUGACAGUGGUGUUUCUCUUUGCAGUCUGUUGGGCUCCUUUCCAUGUGAUUCACAUGAUGAUGGAAUACAGUAAUUUUGAGGAGAAGUAUGAUGAUGUGACAAUCAAAAUGAUCUUUGCAAUUGUCCAGAUCAUAGGGUUCUUCAAUUCUAUUUGCAACCCUAUUGUGUACGCUUUCAUGAAUGAGAACUUCAAGAAAAAUUUUCUGUCUGCUCUCUGCUUCUGCAUUGUGAAAGACAACACAUCCCCAAGCAGGCAAGUUGGGAACUCGGGAAUUACCAUGAGGAGGCAAAAGCCAAGUGCAUCUCAGAGAGAUCCCCUGGAUUCAGAUGAAGGCAGGAGGGAGGCAUUCAGUGAUGGCAACAUCGAGGUCAAGUUCUGUGAUCAGCCAGCUUCCAAAAGGAAUUUGAAAAGGCACCUGGUCCUGUUCAGCUCUGAGCUUACUGUGCACUCUGCAGUAGGAAAUGGACAGUAGCAUCACAAGGGUUUUGGGAAUGGAGAAGUCUUUUCAAUAAGCCAUUUAAGAGUUAAAAGAGUUUGCUACUUUGCAUGCUGAAAUGAAGGGAGAAAAUGUAUGGACUCUGAUAAUGUUGCGAUAGUGGCUGAGAAAAUGUAAAAUUUAUUUUAUAAUAAUGAGGAGUAAAACUUUGGAAAACAA
This is a messenger RNA of Pseudopodoces humilis (Tibetan ground-tit), 1527 nucleotides long. RefSeq names its product pyroglutamylated RFamide peptide receptor (gene QRFPR). Gene Ontology annotation, biological process: G protein-coupled receptor signaling pathway. Lineage: Eukaryota; Metazoa; Chordata; Aves; Passeriformes; Paridae. Gene Ontology annotation, cellular component: plasma membrane. Gene Ontology annotation, molecular function: neuropeptide Y receptor activity. The record is from RefSeq and is a predicted model, not a curated record.